This is a messenger RNA of Botrytis deweyae, 1365 nucleotides long. RefSeq lists its product as uncharacterized. The record is from RefSeq and is a predicted model, not a curated record. The transcript has 3 exons. The coding region runs from base 85 to 963 and encodes 292 amino acids. Gene Ontology annotation, molecular function: NADH dehydrogenase (ubiquinone) activity. Lineage: Eukaryota; Fungi; Ascomycota; Leotiomycetes; Helotiales; Sclerotiniaceae.
AUUCAAGCACCAAUCUGAAUAUCAUAUCAUCGUCAAUGAAUUUCUAAUCUUUGCAAUUGAACUUCAUACGAUUCAAUUUCCAAGAUGGCGAUGAGGGUUUCGAAUAGUCGGGCUUUGGCCUCCGCCAUUAGAUCUACCAGAAGCUCUUUGUACCAACCUAAGAAGCUCAAUAUUCGAACAUUUGCCUCCACACAACAUGCCCGAGUUGUUGUCUCUCCAGAUACUCCAAACAUGCGCCAUGCUCAGAGAGCUCCUGAUGUUCCAGGAGGACUUCGGGUUCCUCCUGUGAAUCCUGCAGACAAAUACGCAGCAAAGGCAGACGAUAUGCACAGAUAUGGAUCAUGGCUCAUGGGGUGCCUUCCAAAAUACAUUCAGCAAUUCUCAGUAUGGAAAGACGAGCUUGUUAUAUACAUCUCUCCUUCUGGAGUAAUUCCUGUAUUUUCGUUCCUCAAAUAUAAUACCAACGCGGAAUUUACUCAAAUCUCAGACAUUACCGCCGUUGACUUCCCUACCCGCGAUCAGCGUUUCGAAAUCGUCUACAACCUCCUUUCCGUACGACACAACUCCCGCAUUCGCAUUAAGACCUACGCCGACGAGGCUUCCCCCGUUCCCAGUCUCUGCAGUCUUUAUGACGGCGCGAACUGGUACGAGCGUGAAGUCUAUGACCUCUUCGGUGUCUUCUUUGUUGGCCACCCAGAUCUCCGUCGCAUCAUGACAGAUUAUGGGUUUGAUGGCCAUCCAUUACGGAAAGAUUUCCCAUUGACAGGUUACACGGAGAUUAGAUUUGAUGAGGAGAAGAAACGUAUUGUGGUGGAACCAUUGGAGUUGACUCAAGCGUUCAGGAACUUUGAGGGUGGAACUGCUGCCUGGGAGCAAGUCGGACCUGGUGUUGAUAGAAAACCCACCACAUUCAAACUCCCUACACCCAAGCCAGAGGAGAAGAAAGAAGAACCAAAGAAAUAGAUUCAAAGAGUCUAUUGUAUAUAAACUGUCUACAAACGUAUUUUACAUCCAUACAAAGAUUUCUAAACCCCAUACAAAUGUCUUGUUACAGACAUGCUAAAAUCUUGCCUCCGCAUUGCCGAAGUUAUGUCGGAUUGCAUGGAAACAGAAGCCGUUCGUGCCACUAUAAUCAGUGAUGAUUCCAGCUCAUGUCAUACACCUCUAGAUGCACAUUAGCCCAAUUGCUAUUCACUUCCUGUACUAAUUAAUAUGGAAGCUACCCAAAAUUCCUGUUUUUAGUAUUAGUGGUAUGAAACUAGGCCAUCAUCCUCGUCAUACUUUAAUACAACCUUUUCUACCCACCCGGUCUUUCUCGUUGACAUGUUCGCCUCAAAUUACCCAUUAUAAUAUUCGAUCAGAUGA